Sclerotinia borealis F-4128 is the source of this 1533-nucleotide messenger RNA. Lineage: Eukaryota; Fungi; Ascomycota; Leotiomycetes; Helotiales; Sclerotiniaceae. The record is from the annotation of a GenBank genome assembly.
AUGAUUAUUGAAUACAAAGCCCCUCACAAGUUGACACUUUCCAAUCUACAAGCUGGCCUUGCACGAGCCACCGACAGAGGUUCCCUGGAUCUGCCAAAAGAUGUGCUCGACCAUCCGAUGAUCCCAACGGAGCCGGGUGAGAAAUACAUUUACAAAUCGGAGAUGCUAACUGCGUCGGCGCUAACACAAACAUUCGCAUAUAUGGUGGAGAAUGGCCUCGAGUACAGUUAUCUUACGACUGGUGAUGCAUUUGUCUUUCUUCGGAUUCUGGAGGACGAGCCACAUACGCUUUACUACCAUUUCACACAACCUAAGGUUGAAGGGGGGGACGGUAUUGGCGAGCUACUUUGUCGCACAUCAGUCAGUCAGUCAGUGAGCUUCUCUCUGCUUGCUCUCGGAUCGACAACCCGUAGCCAUGAAUGGCGGGCUCGAACAUUGAAAACAGCCUACAAGGUCGGGACUGGCCACGAAGCAAUUCUGCUGCAGAUGCUGCAUGAGGAGGAAGCUGUGACACCGCCAUCGUCGGCCUUUAAAGCUCGGAAGGGCGACUCCAUCUUCAAACGAUCUCCUAUUGCGACACGCUUGAGGACAUCCAGAAAGGGAAGAAACAGGUGUAAUCCUUCUGAGAUAGUGGUAAAGGAAGAUUCACAAGGACCAUCUGAUCAAUCAGACGCAGACGACUCGCCGGACCGUGGUACAUCUCUCAAGCAAAAGCCUCGGCCAAAGACUCCUUCUGCACAGCCAAAAGCCCCAGAAGCUACUGGGACCUCAAAAGACAAUUUGCAGUACUGUACUCAAGCCUGCUUGCUUGGUUUUGUACAACGGAAUAAGCUUGACCAUGCCUGUCCCAACGCAAAUGCACAUCGUCUUGGUGAUAGCGAUGAUCAUGCUAUCAGUCAGAAGUCUUUCUUGCGACUCAUGCGACGUCAGCUCAAACAGACACUUGACAAAAACUGCGAACCUCUUGGGUUGCAGGGUUCUCGAGGGGCCUUAUUCAGAUUGACUCUUGUCCAAUACGGGUAUACGUUUGUGGCCAAGGGAACUGUCGAGGCAUUUGUUCCACAUUUGUUGCAUGAAGGCCAAAUUUAUCAACAGAUGAGCAAAAUUCAAGGACUGGUUGUCCCAGUCUACUUGGGUAACCUUUCACUUUCGAACCCAUACUUUCUGGAUGUCGGAAUGAGGAUCGUUCAUAUGAUGCUGAUGUCAUGGGCUGGCGAAAUAGCGGAACACGAUUUAAUUUCGAGCAUGGGAAAGAAGCUGCAUGAGGAAACGAAGCGGGCUUUCGCGGAGAUUCAGAAACUGGGGAUUGUCCAUGGCGAUAUUCGUGAACAAAACACAUUGUGGAGUGUUGAAAGAGAAGGCAUUAUGUUGAUAGAUUUUGAACGAUCAGUGUCCUUCAAAGAUCGAGAAGCUUUCAAGGCGCUGUCGCCGAAUUCAAAAAGAAAACUUCCACUGACAGAAGAUCUGAUGUCCAACCUAAGAUCACCUGCUAAGUGGAUGGAAUCUUCUGGACUUCGGAGCAUUCAAGUUUGA